CGCAGAAACUUGUUGCAACAAACAGGCGACCGCGGGUGCCCCUAGCAGCCAGCGGCGGAGUGGGUGGGCGGGUGAGAGGGAGGGGAAGGCUGGCGGACGCCGCAGCGAACUGGUGGGCAGACCCGGAGUCGCCGCGUAAGCGGGGCCGGCUCAGUGCGGUGCGGCAGGCGCGGCUGUGCGGCAGCGGAAGUCCUUUGUUGCAGCGCAGUCCCUGGCAGAGCCAGAAGCUCUCCGCGCAGCCCAGCCCGAGCGCCGCGCGCCGUCGCCCCUGCAGCUCGCGGCCCCUUCGCCUCCACCCGCCUUUCCCGAGACUGAUUUGCCUUAAACUCCCUAAAAUCUCCGCAGCCCUGGUUCCUGCUGCGGCCGGUAUCUAAUUAAUAGAAGAUGGCAAAGCCAAGCCACAGCAGCUACGUUCUUCAGCAGCUAAACAACCAAAGGGAAUGGGGUUUCCUCUGUGACUGUUGCAUUGCAAUUGAUGACAUUUACUUUCAAGCGCACAAAGCAGUUCUGGCGGCCUGUAGCUCCUAUUUUAGAAUGUUUUUCAUGAACCAUCAGCAUAGUACUGCACAACUGAAUCUCAGCAACAUGAAAAUUAGUGCCGAGUGUUUUGAUCUCAUUUUGCAAUUUAUGUAUCUAGGGAAAAUAAUGACCGCUCCUUCCAGUUUUGAGCAGUUUAAAGUGGCAAUGAAUUACCUACAGCUAUACAAUGUUCCUGACUGCUUAGAAGACAUACAAGAUACGGAUUGUUCUAGUUCAAAAUGUUCAUCUUCUGCCUCCAGCAAACAGAACAGCAAAAUGAUAUUUGGGGUCAGAAUGUAUGAAGACACUGCGACAAGAAAUGGUAAUGAAGCCAACAGGUGGUGUGCAGAGCCAAGUUCAACAGUGAAUACACCACAUAAUAGAGAGCCUGACGAAGAGUCUUUGCAGUUGGGUAAUUUUCCUGAACCUCUUUUUGAUGUAUGUAAAAAAAGUUCUGUGUCCAAAUUAUCUACUCCAAAAGAACGUGUGUCACGGCGCUUUGGACGGAGCUUUACCUGUGAUAGCUGUGGAUUUGGCUUUAGCUGUGAAAAAUUAUUAGAUGAACACGUGCUAACCUGUACUAACCGGCACUCAUACCAAAACGCAAGAUCUUAUCACCGAAUAGUAGAUAUUCGAGAUGGAAAAGACAGUAACAUCAAAGCUGAAUUUGGUGAGAAGGAUUCUUCUAAAACAUUUUCUGCACAGACCGACAAGUACAGAGGAGACACAAGCCAGGCUGCUACUGAUGAUUCAGCUUCAACCACCGGAAGCAGGAAAAGUAGCACAGUGGAAUCUGAAAUUGCAAGUGAAGAAAAGAGUAGAGCUGCUGAGAGAAAAAGAAUCAUUAUCAAGAUGGAGCCAGAAGAUAUUCCUACAGAUGAACUGAAAGACUUUAACAUUAUUAAGGUUACGGAUAAAGACUGUAAUGAAUCCACAGACAAUGAUGAGUUAGAAGAUGAACCGGAAGAGCCGUUUUAUAGAUAUUACGUCGAAGAAGAUGUCAGUAUUAAAAAAAGUGGCAGGAAAACUCUAAAGCCUCGGAUGUCAAUAAAUGCCGAUGAAAGAGGUGCUCUAGACAAUAUGAGGCCCCCUAACAAUAGCAGCCCAGUACAAGAGGACACUGAAAAUGCAUCCUGUGAGCUCUGUGGGCUCACAAUAACUGAGGAGGACCUGUCAUCUCAUUACUUAGCCAAACACAUUGAAAACAUCUGUGCAUGUGGUAAAUGUGGGCAGAUACUUGUCAAGGGUAGACAACUUCAGGAACAUGCUCAGAGAUGUGGAGAACCCCAAGAUCUGACAAUGAAUGGGUUAGGGAGUGCUGAGGAGAAGAUGGACAUGGAAGAGAAUCCUGAUGAGCAGUCUGAAAUAAGAGAGAUGUUUGUGGAAAUGUUGGAUGAUUUCAGGGACAAUCAUUUCCAGAUCAACAGUAUCCAAAAAAAGCAGUUGUUUAAACAUUCUGCCUGUCCUUUUCGAUGUCCUAAUUGUGGCCAGAGAUUUGAAACGGAAAAUCUAGUGGUUGAACAUAUGUCUACCUGCCUAGACCAAGAUAUGUUUAAGAGUGCCAUCAUGGAAGAAAAUGAGAGAGAUCACAGACGAAAGCAUUUUUGUAAUCUCUGUGGAAAAGGAUUUUAUCAGCGGUGUCAUUUAAGAGAACACUAUACUGUUCAUACUAAGGAAAAACAGUUUGUCUGUCAGACAUGUGGAAAGCAGUUUUUAAGAGAACGUCAGUUACGACUGCACAAUGAUAUGCACAAAGGCAUGGCCAGGUAUGUCUGUUCCAUUUGUGAUCAAGGAAACUUCAGAAAACAUGACCAUGUACGGCAUAUGAUUUCUCAUUUAUCUGCUGGUGAGACUAUAUGCCAGGUCUGCUUUCAGAUAUUCCCCAAUAAUGAACAGUUGGAGCAGCACAUGGAUGUUCAUCUGUAUACAUGUGGAAUAUGUGGAGCAAAAUUUAAUUUGAGGAAAGAUAUGAGAUCACAUUAUAAUGCCAAGCAUUUGAAAAGACCAUAAGUGAUUUUCUACUGUACUAAUGUUUAGUUGAUAGCAGACAGAAACCAAAGCUAUUUAGAAAUUGAUUUUAUAAUAUAAGUCACUGGGGAAAAUUCUCAAGGCCCUUUUCCUUUAAUAUUUUUUUGUUUAGGAUCUUUAAGUAUAUUUUAGGAGUUACUAAAUGUUUAAUUUUUUUGUUUUUAGUAGAAUUCUUUGUUUUUAGUUUGUCUUAGCUAUGAUUAGAAUUACUUUUAAAUGUAGACUACAAGUGAUUUUACCCCUUCAAUGACUAUUAAACUUUAGUUUUUUUAUCUAUAAGGUGAUGACUUCACUAUUUCUAUGUGGGGUUUUUGUUGUUAUUGUUUUUUAAGGCUAUUUUGUGAAAUUUAAACCCAACACUAGUUAAAUUAAAAUGAAUUUUGAGAGUAUUAGUUAUUUGAAAUGAUUCCACUUAUUUUUAAUUUUGGUUUUUGUCAGUUCAGCAGUGACUUGGGCACUCUUUAUUCCCCUUAUUGUCAAUGAAAUUCAGAUUCUUAAAUUGACAGGCCUACGAAGCAGGUUAGGUGCACUGAGUCUAACCUUGAAGAUUGACAUGGGCCUACACUUGGCCUAAAGAGCUUGAUGGACCUAAGGAAAUGCCUAUAACUAAAUAUUUCCUAUAAUUGAUAAAAUAUUAUCAUUUAAUAAUCACAUUUAAAACUUAUAUUAAGUGUAAAACCCAAUGACUUUACCCCACUUGAGAAAUGAGUGGGGAUGAGUCAUUUUGUUUUGUGAUAUUAAAUUUAACUAUGAUAGUUAAUAAAAAAAAAACAUAUCUUGUAUUCAUUUAAAGUAUUUUAAUUUAAAAUAUUCUGAUUUCUAAAGUGUAUUAGUUUAUCAAUGAUUGUUUAUAAAUAGACUUUAAUAUCUCUAGGAAUAUUACAUCUAAAGGAAAAUGAGUUUUUCAUCUUGAAAAGUACAUACUUUUGGAACUUACUUUGAGAUUUGAGAAAGUUGCCAUGUAUACUGAUAAAUCUAAUAAAAUAAAUCAAUUCUAAAUCUGGUUGUUCUAUAAAAGUGCAGUGCGCAAAAAAAUUUCUUGUCUUUUAUAUUUUCUAAGAUUUGGAAAAAAUGUGUUGUGGCAAAUUACAGUUUAUCACCAUGCUUUUUCUUUCUUUCUUUAAAGGACUAGAAACUUUGAGGAACAUAAAAUAACGACAGAGAAUAUAACAGCUUUGUCAAAGUAGUGUUACUGUUAGUUGUUGCUAACACAGGGUCUACAUGAAUUACAUGUGAAUUAAAUCACUGGCAAAACUGACCAACCAGUAAAAUCCACUGAA
Molecule: messenger RNA, 3827 nt
Organism: Chrysochloris asiatica (Cape golden mole)
Lineage: Eukaryota; Metazoa; Chordata; Mammalia; Afrosoricida; Chrysochloridae
Gene: ZBTB1
Product: zinc finger and BTB domain containing 1
Exons: 2
Coding region: 385-2529 (714 amino acids)
Biological process (GO): negative regulation of transcription by RNA polymerase II; regulation of cytokine production; regulation of immune system process
Molecular function (GO): protein binding
Source: RefSeq, a predicted model, not a curated record